UGGAUUAUCUGGACUCGUACGGACAAAGAAGCUGGGAUUUCAUGUAAGAGUUGAGAAUGAGUCUGGAACUACCCAUCACCACAGGAUCAUUUUUACAGUGGAGAUGUCAACCUCCGGUCCUCAAAGGCCACUGUCCUGCAGAGUUUAGAUGUUUCGCUGCUCCAACAUCCCUGAAAGAAAUUAAAUGGCUCCAAUGACCCAUCAACUUGAAUCAGAGGAUAUCGUUCAGGUUUUUGAUGAUUUCCUCCAAGAUUUUUCUGCUUUGGCUGUGCUCAUUGCAUUACUUCUUUUAGUCAUCACAUAUAAAUGGAAACAAAACGAGAAAAAAAAAAGCAGGAAACAAGAUGGAGACAAGUGCAAGACAGAAGACAAAGAAGAUAAGAGUGAUGCAUCUGAAGACCAAAAAUCUGAUGUCCAGCAGCUCCAUCAUGAAAAUAAUAGGAAGACAAAUGGUGUGCAGACCAAGGAAACACAUAUCAACAAGCAUGAAGCCAAACUAGCUGAAGUCCAGCAGCAGCUGAAGGAUGAGCAGCAGAGGAGGCAGGAAGCUGAGGAAAACCUGCAGGACCUGAGACUGCAGCUGGAGACCAAAACCCAAGAGGCAGUGAAAGACACCAUUGAAGCAAUGCGAGAGAGUUAUCCAUUAGUGAAGCAUUUGAUCGCCAUGAUGAGGAUACAAAAACUGGAAGACCAGACAGAAAAACAUGACCGUAACAAGGAAAAGGACCGGAAACAGCAUGAAGCCAAACUCGCUGAAGUCCAGCAGCAGCUAAAGGAUGAGCAGCAGAAGAGGAAGAAGGCUGAGGAAAACCUGAAGCUGCAGCUGGAGACCAAGAACCACAAGGCAAAGGACAUCAUUCAAGGAAUGCAAAACAGUUAUCCAUCAAUGAAGCAUGAGAUCGCCAUGAAGAUUAUAGAGAAACAUGAAGCCAAACUCGCUGAAGUCCAGCAGCAGCUAAAAGGCGAGCAGCAGAAGAGGAAGAAGGCUGAGGAAAACCUGAAGCUGCAGCUGGAAACCAAGAACCAAGAGGCUCAUUUCUUCUCUAACUGUGACGACACACCACCUGAAACUCCAACAUGGACUCUGAAGAUUCCGAUGUCCACUAUGUUGGAAAAUUUAUCAAAUGAUAUCGAUGUCAUCAGUGAGGAGAUGGAAAGGAUGAAAGGCAAGGAGCAUGAGCUAAAAACGAAGCUGGAAACCCAAAAUAAGCAGCUGCAGAACAACCAGCAGACUGACAGGUCGCUAAACUUCGAGGAGCUGAAGAACACCCAGAUAUUACUAGAGAGUCAGAUGGCUGAGAACAGGAACCUGCAAAAACAGUACGAAGCCAAACUAGCUGAAGUCCAGCAGCAGCUAAAGGAUGAGCAGCAGAAGAGGAAGAAGGCUGAGGAAAACCUGCAGGACCAGAAGCUGCAGCUGGAGAACAAGAACCAAAAGAACAACCAGCCGACUGACAAAUCUCUAAACUUCGAAGAGCUGAAGAAGACCCAGAUAUUACUGGAGCGUCGGAUGGCUGAGAACAGGGACCUACAAAAACAGAAAUCAGCGGUCCAGCAGCAGCUAAAAGAGGAGGAGCAGAAGAGGGAGGAUGCAGAGAAAAAUGUGCAGACCCUAAAGGAGGCCCUAGAAAACAAGUACAAAGAGAUACACGAGUACACGAGUCAGCUGGAGUCUAAGGAGAGACAACUGGAUGAACUAAAAGACAGAUACAAGGAGGAGUUCAGACAGAAGAUCCAGGAUGAGCAGCAGCUGAAGAGGAAGGUGGAGGGAGAGGUGGAGAUCUUGAAGGAGCAGCUGAAGAACGAGCAGACAGAGGUGAAGACGAUCCAAAGAGAUGAUGAUGAUGAUGAUGAUUUUGAUGAUGAUGAUGUUGAUGUUCAUGAUGAUGAUGAUGAUGAUGAUGAUGAGCAACCUGAGCAAGAAUCUGACGUCUCUGGAGAAAAACUCUUGAUCCAGGGAUUGCAAAAUGAAGAAUAAGAAGUAGAUGUUUGACCGUGCUCAACAAGUUAUUAUUUAAAACGUCUUUUAUUUGGUUUUACAUUAAAAAACAAGCUUAAGAAUUUUAAUCCUGGAAAUCCUAGAAAUCCUGGAGCUUUUGUUCAGUUUGGACAGUGAAUAUAGGUCAAGUUUCCAUCAUUAUAUGCAAAAUACUGAUUUUAAUACAUUUUUUAAUGCAGUUUUUCAGUUUCAUUUCUUAAGUUUCUAAUUGUUUUCAUUAUAAACUCGAAAUGUCUGUUAUGUUUGCUGUAUUCAUUAUUGUUUAUUCUGUUUUAUUACAUACAGGAAUAUA
Melanotaenia boesemani (Boeseman's rainbowfish) is the source of this 2291-nucleotide messenger RNA. Its product is annotated as trichohyalin-like. The record is from RefSeq and is a predicted model, not a curated record. The transcript has 22 exons. NCBI's taxonomy places the organism in Eukaryota, Metazoa, Chordata, Actinopteri, Atheriniformes, Melanotaeniidae. The coding region runs from base 185 to 1978 and encodes 597 amino acids.